ACAUAGGCAAUCUUCACCCUUCGUAGCUGCCCCGUGCUUCACACUGGGUCGACCCACUGAGCAGCACCAGUGAAGGAGGGACUACCGAAUAAAGCUCCAUCAGUGACCCACAUCUCAUUUAUAUUCACAGCUUGAGAAGUACGACUGUCACCUCAUCAGACGCUGUGUCAUGUCCGACUUCCUGACAACCACCUUCCCGGCCAUCUUAAUCCUGGUUCUGGGCUCGGACAAUGGCCAAGAACAACGUAUUCAUCUGCAUAUGCAUCCCGAAUUCGAGAGAUACAAUAUGUCGCUAUGGCAGGUGACUGGGACCGCGUGCCAGCCCUACAGCGCCCACAUGCUAAAAUGGAGAACAGUCUUCGUUGAGUCCUCAGACAUUCUUCGCAUGGACCACCUUCGACCAGGACGGUACUGUGUCAUGGCCGACCCCAUCACCGAUACCUGCUGGCCGCCUGAGUUCUGUUCUCGAAUUAUCUCGAACGUUAUCGAACUGACUGGAUUUCCGGAAGGACUUGCUGGACCCAAACCAUGUUGCUACCCUGGGAAGGUGGAAGCCAAUUUUCAAGUGGAAGACGACAUGCAUACGAGGAGGUCAGUACGUGUCAGUUUGCAGCUGAAGACAUUAAGAAAUCCUUGUUUCACUCGUUUUGGUGUCACGAUAUGGAAAGCUCCUGAAGAUAAAGCAGACUGCAGUAGAAUGAUCGGUUUCGUAAGCCAGACCUACGACGAAGUACUACCCAAUACGACGCUUCAGAUCUAUGGCCUCCAUUCUGGGAAAUACUGCUUAAAGAUGUCAGUCAUCUGCAGAGGAUGCUCCUACACCUGCCCGGAUGCUUUGGUAUCACCCUUUGAAAUUAUAGAGAGGCCCCACGAUUUCUCGCUCCCCAAAGUGCUGUUCCUGAUGCUAGGACUCCUGGUGCUCUUACAAUGUGUCAUCAUGGCCCUCAAAACACCUGCUUUACAGUCAGCAGUAGUCAUGGGGAUUCAAAGGUGUGCAGAUAUGCCAAAGGGAAGCCAGUACCAAGUGUGAUGACAAAGAGAGAGAAUGGCAUAGAAAGGAUAUGCGGCAUCCCUGACACACUGUAAGCACAGCAAUAGCAAUAAAAGUACAGAUAAAAUGA
Molecule: messenger RNA, 1121 nt
Organism: Ornithodoros turicata
Lineage: Eukaryota; Metazoa; Arthropoda; Arachnida; Ixodida; Argasidae
Exons: 10
Coding region: 170-1030 (286 amino acids)
Source: RefSeq, a predicted model, not a curated record